This is a messenger RNA of Cherax quadricarinatus, 2476 nucleotides long. NCBI's taxonomy places the organism in Eukaryota, Metazoa, Arthropoda, Malacostraca, Decapoda, Parastacidae. The record is from RefSeq and is a predicted model, not a curated record.
AAACCCUCUAAUUUUGUAUUUCAGGUACCACUGCUGUCGGUUGUCUCUGCAAGUUACAGAGUUAGGAAGUUGCCCAGUUAAUAGACAGUCAGAACUGACUGGUUAUCAUUAAGAAUUUUAUUAGUACUGUAGCAGCAUUGUGGAAAAAGAAACAAUGUCAGAGCAUAAUGUACCCAAAUUGCAAGUAUCACAAGACUGAUAAACAGGCAAUCUGUCUCAAGAGAAAAAGGAAAGGUUCAGAAUACUGUGAGAAUAAUGUGAAGAAGCUGAGUUCAAGUAAAAAUGAAAACAUGUCUGAAAAAGAUAUUCCCGUAAAAUAUCCACGUAAGGAAUUACUGGCAGGAAAACAGCUUGUUCUUAAGGCUGUGACAGAAUUACUUACAGCUGACGAAGUCUUUUUUGAUGUAGAAACAACAUCCUUAAAAUGGAAUAGUGAUAUCAUACAGAUUGCUGCAGUGUCUAAAAAUGACAUUUUUGAUGAAUAUAUCAUUCCAAGCCAAUUAAUAGUCCCUAAGGUAUCAGAUAUUACAGGAAUCACAUUUUAUGAUGGAGUUUUUGCCAUUCAUGGCCAUCCUCUUGAGGCAAAAGCUCGAAAAGUUGCUGUUCAUAAUUUUUUGAAGUGGGUGGAAUCAAAAUCUCCUGUUCUUCUUUUUGCCCAUAAUGCCAAGUUUGAUUAUACCCGUUUCUUCCAUGCAAUUGACAAAGAAGAUCUUGUGAAACAAUUUCAGAAACACAUAAUUGGAUUUGUUGACACUUUAGAAGUGUUUAAAACUGAGUAUCCAGGAUUAGUUUCAUACAAGCAAGACAGGCUAGUGGAAAAAUUCCUUAAGAAGUUUUAUGACUGUCACAAUGCUGUGGAAGAUUCAAAACUUCUUCAAGAGUUAUACAAUACUACUCGGCCUCAUGGUAAUGCUAAGUUCUGCACCUUCACAUCUGCUUAUGAUAAGUGGAUUUGUGAUUCAGCAUGCAAGAUGAAAACAGAAACUUUUCGAUCAAUGAUUAGGAAGAAGUAUGUAUCGGGUAGUAUGGCAAAAAAAAUGGCAUAUUCAGGACUAACUCUUGAAGAUUUGCAUUGUGUGUAUGAGAAGGAUGGGAAUGAUGGAUUAGUGGCACUCCUUAGUGGGGAUGAAGCAAUGGGAAAGCCUUGUAUCACAAAGCAUAAACGAAUCAUUAACAGUAUAAUUUCAUACUUGCAUAAAUUUAAAUCCAAGUACGUAAUUGUAUAAUACUAGUAUUGCCUAUGUGCAGCUAAAGGAGCAGACCUAUGCUCAUGGUGUCCUGGCAUCAGUACUUUGUUCAAAUACUUUUUUUUUUUUAAAUUUGCAAUGGUCAGUUGAAGCACUACGUACUUCCUCUUCAUUCUAUUCGUCAAACCACCUUGCAAAAAACUUUUCCAGUGUGCUUUUGGUUCUUUAUCCCAAUUUAUAUCUGUGGCCUCUUGUUGCCCUGUUGUAGGUGUUAAGGCUGUAUGACCCUUGUGGGUUUAGUGAUUAGUUUUGAUUAUAAUAAUGUAGGCACUAAGAAUUCUAAUUCAUCUAGUUUUUCAUGUCCUUUUAUAACUUAGUAUGUAGCUACCAUGUCAUCUUUUUUCUAUUAGCCAGUGUGGGCAUCUGUAGCAUUUUUAGCAUUUCAUUAUAACUCUUAAUUAUUUUGUAGCUGUUUGUUGGACCAUUUCUAACCUAUCCAAAUAUUUUGAUGUGUGCACCACACAACCACUGCACUCUAUACCAGUUACAGCGGUAUUCAGUUCAUAAUAUAUAUAGAAUUAAUAAUGUUGUUAAGAGGACAUUCAGACCAAGUCCAACUGGUAAGCCUAGUUGCUGCUUCUGUGGCCCACAGAAUAUAAAAAUGAGAAACUAGUCUCACAGCACUAGCAGUUCAGAAAAGAGAAGAUAAUUUAUGCAGUGAGAAGCUAUAGGUGAAGGAUGAUGCAGGUAUACAAAAUAUGUGCUACAGUAUAUUUAAGAUGUAAUGCUGUACAAGAUAUUACAACAAAUGUAGUGAUAUGAAAUUAUUGAAGUUUAUAUUUAAUUAUGAGAAAUCUGACAUUAGCUUAUUGUUGCUUGUAUUGUGGAAGAAGCUAGCCAUUAUUAAGUGUGAAGAACAGCUUUAGGAGUUGAUCUGUUUUUGAACUACUCAAAAUCUUACAGAAUAAAUACUAUAUAUAAAGAUAUGAAAAUGUUAUACACAAUGCAUAACAGUACUUGAAUCUUUCAUAUAUGAUGCUAAAAUGAGUACUGUAUAGUAAUGUGUACUCUAAUUAAUUUAUUGUUAGUUAUUGGCUUGUUACAAAUGUUAAGUUUUUGUUUACAUAGUAUAUUUUCCUAUGUACAGUAAUAUGUAUUUAAAUUUUAUGAAUAUUUAAGUAAUGACUGUAUGCUUGAGAAUUGAUAACUAAUUAAAUGUAUGUUUAUGAUUUAUGAAUAACAUAAGAUUACUUGUACUGUAGCUAGCAGAAUUAAACCUAUUAUGACUA